This is a messenger RNA of Passer montanus (Eurasian tree sparrow), 5209 nucleotides long. It is a transcript of the gene ATAD2, whose product is annotated as ATPase family AAA domain containing 2. Gene Ontology annotation, cellular component: nucleus. Bases 33 to 4343 code for a protein of 1436 amino acids. The transcript has 28 exons. Lineage: Eukaryota; Metazoa; Chordata; Aves; Passeriformes; Passeridae. Gene Ontology annotation, molecular function: ATP hydrolysis activity; ATP binding; chromatin binding. The record is from RefSeq and is a predicted model, not a curated record. Gene Ontology annotation, biological process: positive regulation of transcription by RNA polymerase II.
CCGCCGCCUCAUAACCAGCCUCGGGCCGCGCCAUGGCCGGUCUGAGCGGGGCUGAGGGCGGCGCAGGAAGCGCUGGGCCCGGCGGGAGCAGCCGCUAUGCCGUCCCCGAGGAAACCGCGGCCAUCGCGGCUCGGCGCGGGCACUUCGCCGGUACGGCCGGAGCGGCGGCGGGAGGUGCAGGGGCCCCUCAGGCGGGGCCGGACAGGACGAGGCGGGGCCGCCGAGCCAGCCCAGCCCCGCUCCGCUGCGCUCCGCCCCGCGCCGCCGGCGCAGCGCUCCGAGUUUUCGGCGCCAAACGUCUGUGGCGCGGGGACCGCAGUGCGCCAGUGCCCUUCCGCCGCGCGGGCCGGGAGCAGCGGCCGCGGGGCCGAGCGGAGCGGGAGGCAGCGCGGCGGAGGGAUCCGGGCGGUGCGCGGGGCCGCGACCCCCUCGCCAUGGUGGUCCUGCGGAGCAGCGCUGCCCGCCCGCCCCGCAUGGCUGCCCGCGACAGCCGCUGCCGGCGGCCCCCCUUCGACCUCCUGGACUCCAGCUCCGAGUUCAUUUCCCUGGAGUCCCCCGCGCUCAGAAGCCACCGCGUAUGGACGCGGUCCGGGUCCGCCAGGGCCGCGGUGUCCAGGGGCGCCAGGAGAACCGAGGAGGCCAAAUUUACCUCUGGCAACAUUGAAUGUUUCAAUGGACACCGUUUAAGAUCGAUGAGAAAAAACAUGCAGCGCUGUUCAGAGUCUAGCUUUGACAAAAGCAUGGAAAUAUUAAGUGAAAAUGUCAAUCGACACUUUUCGAGGCAGUUGGCAAAGCCAAAAUCAGGCCCAAAAAAAGAAGACUAUAAAGAAGUGUCCGAGACACUGAAGACCAGAGCUGAUGCAAAAGCUGCAGAGCAAGUCCACGAGGAAAACGGGGAUUUGGAGGUUCGCCGCAGCUGCAGGCUUCGACAAAGCCGUUACGCCACUACCAAUGAAUCCGUUUUGUUUGACAAACUUAUAACAAAUACUGCAGAAGCAGUCUUGCAAAAAAUGGAUGACAUGGAGAAGAUGCGCAGACGGCGAAGGAUGGGAGACCUGGAGGAGUUCCAAGACACAGAAGAAGAAAGCCUCGAUAUGGAAAGGACUGAUGAAGAAAUAGCUGAUAAUCAAGGGGGUUCCUCAGAAGAAAGUGAAGCCAAAGAAGAUGAUGGUGAAGACAAUCGGAAGCGUUACUCCUUUCGGCAGAGGAAAACCGUUGAGCGCUAUCAAGCUCCAUUGCAAAAACCAAAACAACGUAAGAUGUAUUUUUCAGACAGGUCUUCACCUGUCAGACAGAGAGAUGCAUGCAAGGGAGCUAACAGACGGAGACACACAGUGCCCAGCAGUGAUUCCUCUUCCUCAUCUGAUGAUGAAGAGGAGUUUGAGAGGCAGAGGAAGAACAGAAAUUUAAGAAGGUCUCUUCCUGUCAACUUUCGUAAAAGUGACUUAAAGGGAGUUCACAAAGAUCGCAUGAAAAUCGGAGCGAGUCUGGCUGAUGUUGAUCCAGUGCAAAUAGAUUGUUCAGUACGAUUUGAUGGCGUUGGUGGUCUUGCUGACCACAUUUCUGCUUUAAAAGAGAUGGUUGUUUUUCCAUUGCUUUAUCCAGAAGUCUUUGAGAGGUUCAAAAUUCAACCUCCAAGAGGCUGUCUAUUCUAUGGUCCACCAGGGACUGGAAAGACCCUGGUUGCUCGUGCACUUGCUAAUGAAUGUAGCCAAGGUGACAGGAGAGUAGCCUUUUUUAUGAGAAAAGGUGCUGACUGCCUGAGUAAAUGGGUUGGGGAAUCGGAACGACAGCUUCGUUUGUUAUUUGAUCAGGCCUACCAGAUGCGACCUUCAAUUAUUUUCUUUGAUGAGAUUGAUGGUCUUGCUCCUGUACGGUCCAGUAAACAAGACCAAGUUCAUAGCUCUGUUGUAUCAACACUUCUGGCACUUAUGGAUGGCUUAGACAGCAGAGGAGAGGUUGUGGUAAUUGGAGCCACCAACAGGCUGGAUUCUAUAGAUCCUGCUUUACGAAGACCAGGACGCUUUGAUCGAGAGUUUCUCUUCAGCUUGCCAAACAAAGAGGCAAGAAAAGAGAUUUUCAAAAUUCACACACGAGACUGGACCCUCAAGCCAUUGGACAAGUUUCUUGAAGAGCUGGCUGAGAAAUGUGUUGGAUACUGUGGUGCUGAUAUUAAAGCCUUAUGUGCUGAAGCUGCUCUCUGUGCUUUGCGCCGCCGCUAUCCUCAGAUAUAUGAAAGGAGUGAGAAGCUGCAGUUAGACAUCUCUUCGAUUAAAAUAACAGCAAAGGAUUUUGUCAUGGCCAUGCAGAAGACUGUUCCAGCUUCACAGAGGGCUGUGGCUUCACCUGGGCGAGCACUAUCACCUAUUUUAAAACCACUGUUAGAAAACACAUUGGAAAGAAUUUUACAAGCCUUACAAAGAGUAUUUCCCCAUGCAGAGCUUGCACUGAAGAAGGACCAACAGCAAGGAAAUGAUGUGAUUGACAGUGAAGAGGAAUCACCAUCAAUCUUUGAAGAGAAUCCAACUCACAAAGUACCUGAUCGUGAAAAGGCAGAAUUCCUCACUUUAAACAGAAAUCCUCGUUGCCAGCCAACAUCUUUCAGGCCACGGUUCUUAUUAGUUGAAGAUCCAGGGUGUGGGCAGGCUUUUCAUCUGGCACCUGCAGUAAUCCAUGCCCUGGAGAAGUUUCCUGUUUAUACACUAGACCUGCCUGCUUUGUUUGUUAGCAUCACAUCCCCAGAAGAAACAUGUGCACAGUUGAUGAGAGAGGCUCAAAGAACAGCACCAAGUAUCAUUUAUGUCCCACAAAUCCCUUUGUGGUGGGAGACUGUUGGACCUACAGUGAAAGCUGUAUUUACAACACUGCUGCAGAACAUUCCAACCUUUGCUCCGGUUCUGCUCCUUGCAACAACUGAUGUAAAACAUGGAGAUCUCCCUGAAGAGAUAAAAGCUUUAUUUAAUAAUGAUUGUGAAGAAGUUUUCAAAAUCCAGUGGCCUACCUGUGCUGAAAGAAGAAGUUUUUUUGAGGACUUAGUUAUGAAGCAAGCUGCUGAACCUCCUGCAUCAAAAAACAACUCAGCUCGGCAGCCACUGGAAGUUCUGCCUGUAGCUCCGCCACCAAAGCCUCGACAGCUGUCAGAGGAAGAAAUAAAACAGCUGGAGGAGCAGGAGGAGGACACGCUGCGUGAGCUGAGGAUUUACCUAAGGGAUGUGACUCACAGACUUGUCAUUGACAGACGUUUCAGGGCAUUCACAAAACCUGUUGACCCAGAGGAGGUACCUGAUUACAAUGCUGUUAUUAAACAACCCAUGGACCUCUCCACAGUUCUGUCCAAGAUUGACAUGCACCAGUACCCAACUGCAAGAGACUUUCUAAAAGACAUUGAUCUAAUCUGUAGCAAUGCUUUAGAGUACAACCCAGCUAAAGAUCCUGGAGAUCGUCUCCUUAGGCACAGAGCCUGUGCUUUGAGAGACACUGCCUAUUCCAUCGUGAGGGAGGAAAUGGAUGAAGGUUUUGAACAACGCUGCCAAGAAAUCAAAGAAUCUCAUAGGCAAAGAGGUUCAGACUGUGCUUCCUCUUACUGCUGUGUAAUGCCAAAGGAGGACUCUGGGUGUAAGAAAACAGACCCAAAGUGUAAUGACAAACUGAAGAUGCUAGCUGUGCCUGUGGAUGUCAGUACCCCCUGCUCUAAAGAUAAGUCAAAAAGAAAACGCAAAAGGAAUAGAGAGUCUUCAAGUAUUAGAACGAAGAAGAGGCAUAUUCAGUUCAAUAAAGAGAAUAAAAUUCCUGAAGACCAAAAUGAAGUGGAGACCAAUGAAGAGUCUAACACAGAUUGCACUGAAUUUGCAUCCUCUCAGGAUUCUCCUAUUGAAGAACAUGAAAAUGUACUUCAAGAACGACAGAAAAAUGGGACAGAAAAUGAAAGAGAGAGAGUUCUUGUGGGCAAAUCUCCUUCUGGAAAAAAGAGAGAACACUCGGACCUAAGAGAGCAGAGUGAGAUGCCAGAUUGUCAAAAAGCCGGAACUUCUGAAGAGAGACGUUCAGAUGAUUUGUGGGUACAUCGUAUGACUCGUGCAAGAUCUUCUCAGGUGGAAGAGAAACAGCUGGGAUGUGUUGGGAAAGCAAUGAAAGUUGGCACACAGAGAGUGUUUGUGGAUUCCUGUGAGCUCAAACAAGUGCUGCAUUCUAUUGCCGUGGUAACUGAGAACGUCAGUGUAUUUCGCAUGGAAAAACUAUAUGCUGUCCUUAGCCAGUGCAUUUACCAACACCGGGAAGAUGGUGACAAAAACGAAUUAGUGAAGGCAAUGAAGAAAGAAAUUACAGCCUUCAGUGAUACUUGAUUUCAGCAUACUUGAUGCACUCUGUAAUGUUUUAUUUUUAUUGCAUGCUGGUUUUUCUUUGCAUUGUUCAAUAAAUACUAGGUCUACGUAUAUAUUUAUACAAAUAUAUCUUAAAAUUUAUUAAGAAAGCUCAAAUAAAGUCAUUUAAUGACUUUGAUAUUUCCCUUCUAGAUAUGUAUAUUUUAAUGUGACAUACUGAUGUGAUUGCCUUUUGAACUCAGCAGAUCUGAAUAGAUAAUUUCAGUACCUCUCUUUAAAAGAAAACCGAACUUGAAACAAAGCAAGAUUUACUACUGUAACUUUCUAAGGUAAAGUAAUGCUUGUAAUAAUAACAAUCAAUACUGGAGAAAAGCAUUGUAACACAAAUUGGUAGUUCAUCAGAUGGCUUGUAGUUGAAUUCAGUUGUAAAUAAUUUUCUAGCUACCUGGGAAGAAUCAUAUCUGUUUAUGACAUAAAAGUGUAUAUAUUGUUGGUGAUAAAUAUAUUGAAGUAAAAGCAAAGCAGUACCCUGUUUUGAAGAACUAUUUCUCUUCAAACCAGCAGUGAAAAUUUAUCUGUUAAUUUGAUAGUUAUUUAAAAAGAAUAAGAUAAAGUUUAACUAUAUGAAAAAAAAAUUUUAUAAUAAAUCAUGAUAAAAUAUGUGGCAUGACCCUUCACUUUUCUGUUGUCACCUCACAGAGACAACAUGUGGCAAUACUGAACACCAAACUGUGCAAUCCUUCUUUGUGUUUGGUUUCUUACCUCUGUCAGUAGUGUUCUCUUUUUGUGUCUUUCUACUGUGUUUGUUCAAACAUUGGUGUGCUAUGUAGAUUUUUUUUUAAUCUGUAUUGUUUGGUGGGUAUUAAUAAAAAAUGCAUCCCUUUUUA